CUCGGGGCAGUCCGCUGCUUGAAUGGUCAAUGGUGCGGGCUGGUAAGUCGUGACGCGCAGCGCCCAUAUAAACUGACUGCUGUGCAGUGCAGCACAGUGCUGCGUGUGUCGGUGUGUGCCAGUCGCCAAAAUGUCAAAGUCCGACGAUAGGAAGAUCAAAGACACGUCGGGCACGGCUUUUCGCAAAAUUGACGUCGACCAAUACAAUGAGCACAACUUCAAGGAUGAGGAUCCCGACACCGGCCUCACCGGACCACAGGGACCCGACGACAACGAGAUACUUACGCUACUUAGCCAGGGUAAACAUUUAGAAGCCCUUAUAUCCGUACUCAAAUCGGCGCCACUCGGCUGCAAAAAUCAGCAGGUUAAGGAUAAUGCAAGAAACCUUACACAGAAAGUUUUGCUGAGCAUAAAGACUAACCAAAUAGAUGACUGUAUAGCACAGUUGGAUCGUGAACUAUUAGAUGUUCUUAUGAAGUACAUUUAUCGAGGAUUUGAAGUUCCAUGUGAAGGAAGCAGUGGACAUUUGUUGGUGUGGCAUGAAAAAGUUUAUAAUGUCAGUGGGGUAGGCAGUAUUGUUAGAGUGUUUGCUGACAGCAAAAGAGCUUGAACAUUCAAACAGUGUUCAUUGUUCAUUAUACCUCUCUUUAGUUACUGCGUCAUGUUGCAAGUUACAUGAAAAAGAUGUAGAUAGCUAAGGCAUACCAUUUUCAGUGUAAAAUUGCAGUGCAUUUAUAAUAUCAAGUUGUUAUCAAUAAAUAAUUUUUAUUUCUUCUUAUUGAACAAAAUCUAUACAUGUUUUAU
This is a messenger RNA of Trichogramma pretiosum, 804 nucleotides long. RefSeq names its product actin-related protein 2/3 complex subunit 5 (gene Arpc5). Gene Ontology annotation, biological process: cell migration; Arp2/3 complex-mediated actin nucleation; regulation of actin filament polymerization. The record is from RefSeq and is a predicted model, not a curated record. Gene Ontology annotation, molecular function: actin filament binding. NCBI's taxonomy places the organism in Eukaryota, Metazoa, Arthropoda, Insecta, Hymenoptera, Trichogrammatidae. Gene Ontology annotation, cellular component: Arp2/3 protein complex; actin cytoskeleton; cytoplasm. The transcript has 3 exons. Bases 131 to 610 code for a protein of 159 amino acids.